Messenger RNA from Sodiomyces alkalinus F11, 1693 nucleotides. Its product is annotated as putative clathrin assembly protein AP47. The transcript has 2 exons. Gene Ontology annotation, biological process: intracellular protein transport; vesicle-mediated transport. Gene Ontology annotation, molecular function: clathrin-cargo adaptor activity. Bases 80 to 1423 code for a protein of 447 amino acids. Lineage: Eukaryota; Fungi; Ascomycota; Sordariomycetes; Glomerellales; Plectosphaerellaceae. The record is from RefSeq and is a predicted model, not a curated record. Gene Ontology annotation, cellular component: clathrin-coated vesicle; clathrin adaptor complex.
CAGCAAUAUUCUUUCUAGACCUCAAGGGCAAGGUGCGUCUUCGUAGGAACUCCUGACACGGCCAUGGCAACAAGUCGAGAUGGGCGCUGAUACAAGGGCUUUUGCGCUCCAACAGACCCUCCUUGCCCGAAACUAUCGCGGUGAUAUUCCCAUGUCCGCCGUCGAAAUGUUCCCUAUUCUCUUGAGCGAGGCCGAAGAAGAAUCAUCCGCCGUACCGCCAUGCUUCUCCCACGAAGGCAUCAACUAUCUCUACAUCCGCCAUAACAACCUCUAUCUCCUCGCCCUGACGAAACGCAACACCAACGCCGCCGAGAUCCUGCUCUUCCUGCACAAGAUCGUCGAGGUCUUCACCGAAUACUUCAAGGCCCUGGAGGAAGAGUCUAUCCGGGACAAUUUCGUCAUCAUCUACGAGCUCCUCGACGAGAUGAUGGACUUUGGCUACCCGCAGACCACCGAGUCCAAGAUCCUCCAGGAGUACAUCACCCAGGAGUCCCACAAGCUCGAGAUCCAAGCCCGCCCCCCCAUCGCCGUCACCAACGCCGUCUCGUGGCGGUCCGAAGGCAUCCGGUACCGGAAGAACGAGGUCUUCCUCGACGUCAUCGAGUCCCUCAACCUCCUGGUGGGCGCCAACGGCAACGUGCUGCGCUCCGAGAUCCUGGGCGCUAUCAAGAUGAAGUGCUACCUGAGCGGCAUGCCCGAGCUGCGCCUCGGCCUCAACGACAAGGUCAUGUUCGAGACCACGGGCCGGUCGACGCGCGGCAAGGCCGUCGAGAUGGAGGACGUGAAAUUCCACCAGUGCGUGCGCCUCUCGCGCUUCGAGAACGACCGCACCAUCUCCUUCAUCCCCCCCGACGGCGAGUUCGAGCUCAUGAGCUACCGCCUCAACACCCAGGUCAAGCCCCUCAUCUGGGUCGAGUGCCUCGUCGAGUCCCACUCCGGCUCCCGCAUCGAGUACAUGCUCAAGGCCAAGGCCCAGUUUAAGCGCCGCAGCACCGCCAACAACGUCGAGAUUAUCGUCCCCGUCCCCGACGACGCCGAUAGCCCGCGCUUCCGCACCAACAUUGGCUCCGUCCACUAUGCCCCCGAGCAGAGCGCCAUCGUGUGGAAGAUCAAGCAGUUUGGCGGCGGCAAGGAGUUCCUCAUGCGCGCCGAGCUUGGUCUCCCCUCCGUUCGUGGCGAUGACGAGCACGGCGGUGGCAUGACGGGUGGUUUUGGCGGCAGCAUGGGCGGUGUCGGUGCUCCUGGCAAGGGGGCCAAGCGGCCCAUCCAGGUCAAGUUUGAGAUUCCUUACUUUACUACGAGCGGCAUUCAGGUGCGGUAUCUCAAGAUUACCGAGCCGAAGCUACAAUACCCCUCGCUACCGUGGGUGAGAUACAUCACCCAGUCAGGAGACAUUGCUGUGAGGUUGCCCGAUGCAGUAUGACCUAGUCGAGAGGGUUGAGUGUUUGCAAAUUUUAUUUUUUUCCCUCUUUCACAGCCCGAGUCGCUGUUGCCAUGGCUACUCAGAAGCCUCGAAGCACGGAAUAAUCCUGGGUGUCGACUGGACCCUGGCCCGCUUCCGUGCCACUCAGCCCUGUCUUGCAGCUCGCCAUGACCUAAAUUUGGAGCGGUGUUACGGUAGAAGGCAAAAGCACCAGGAAGUACGCUAGGGAAAGGAAAUCACGUCUGGGCAAAAGAUAGGCUGUCAGGGAAC